UCUGGAUCCCUUAUCAAUUAUACCUAGGUACGUAUUCCCAACCUCACAAAGUCUCUAACGAGAUUGAUUGGCUAGCAUUUUCAUGAUCUAAAAAGCUCCCGAUGUUAACCCCUUCGCCUGCUCGUAAUAUCUGGGGCCGUGCGCUCUCCGUGACCAGCGAUACAACACUGCCUCAGCAAGAGCUGUGUUGUGGGCAAAUUUUAUCUGACCCUUACAAUACUCAAAUCAGAUACGAAGAUGAAAGACAACCGAAUACAUUGUAUGCGCCUACGAUCAUAGUGUACUGUGCAGUACACUUUGGUUUCGGGGUGUCACUGGUCUCUACAAGUCAAAACACCACCAUCUUGGUGCCGGAUAGCAUAAACAACCAUGGACCGCCAAGUUUCAUUUGCACACCAACCAAAUGGACAGUCAUAGCCCUCCUUUACAUUAGCAUUUAUGCAGCACACACCGACACCGCGCGAUUCUAGCCUUAGGAAACAGGACCGGACAGAUUCAUUAAUAUAAUCGUCGUUUUACUACUUCCCUAAGCCGGCGGUGUCAAUGCCAUUCUUUAGUGAGCGUUACUUGGAAACCGGCUCUCCAACAAGAAGAUAGAUCAGGCCCCUUACAUGGUGAUCAGGGAUGACGAGUGGAAACUACUGCCUGGUGACCGCGAGAAAUGUCCUACAAGACGACGACAGAGGGUAAGCAUUACACUAAAGACAUAUCCCAUU
This is a messenger RNA of Hypoxylon trugodes, 716 nucleotides long. RefSeq lists its product as uncharacterized. Bases 102 to 470 code for a protein of 122 amino acids. The transcript has a single exon. The record is from RefSeq and is a predicted model, not a curated record. Lineage: Eukaryota; Fungi; Ascomycota; Sordariomycetes; Xylariales; Hypoxylaceae.